Messenger RNA from Melanaphis sacchari, 1431 nucleotides. RefSeq lists its product as uncharacterized. The record is from RefSeq and is a predicted model, not a curated record. The coding region runs from base 1 to 1431 and encodes 476 amino acids. The transcript is spliced from 2 exons. NCBI's taxonomy places the organism in Eukaryota, Metazoa, Arthropoda, Insecta, Hemiptera, Aphididae.
AUGAACAAUAAUUCAACCAAGCCAAAUUGCUUAGAAAACAAUAACGAUAUUGACUUAAAACCAAUAUUUCUCAGUAAUUCUGUUUAUGAAUUUUGUGACGAUAAAAAGAAUGUUGGUGACGAUUUAACAAUAUGGGGUUUGGACAAUAUGAACACUAAUGAUACAAGUAAAGUUAUGGUUGAUAUGCAUUUCAAUGAUUACUCUAAAAAUUUAAAUUUUGAAGAACCAAUAUUUAAUAAUAAACAAUGCAAUUGCGAUUGUACUACUACAUGGCAGCAACUUAAAAAAACUUUUGAACUAACUGAUGAAGAAAUACUCAAGGGAUCUGAUACAUUAAAUUUUAUGUUUCCUGAAGAUAUUUUUCAUAGUUUACCCAUUGACCUCAAUGACUACCAAGUUGAUAAUUUAGAUGAUUUUCAAUUGGACGAAGAAUACAUGUAUACACAAUUAGUAGAUUUUAAUGACAUUAGCCCAUAUAAAGAAGAAAAAACGGCCGAAAAAGAUAAAGAAUUAAUAAUAGUCAAUGAGCCUCAAGGAAAAUCGACUAACAAAAAACCAACUAAGCCUGAAAGUAAACAAAAUAACGUAAUACAAAAAAAUAUCACAGAAUCAAAUGACACAAAAGUCGCUAAUACAACUAUUGGAUCUAACAAACCUGACCAAGAAAAUAUUCAAAAUGAAAAUCAAAAACAAAAUAUUAAAAAUAAAUCAAAAUCACCUAAGAAAAAAACUAGAAGUUGCGCUGAAAACCAAUUAUCAGCAGGCUUAAGUAAUAAAAAAGAAGAAAAUAGGAUAAUGAACAUGAAGUAUGUAUACACGUUUGGUGAGAAUUAUCGAGGUGGUAUAAAAUACGGUCAUAAAAAUUGCGUCAAUUUUUGGAUGCCAAUUCCACAUAAUAAAGGUUGGGUGGAUGAUAAAUUUCUGGAAGCCGAAAGGAAAAAAACAAUUGACAUAAAAACAUUACGAAUCGAGCAGGAAGAACUGAGUCGGAUGAAAGAAAUGGAGAAUGAAAAAGCGACAAUAAAAAAAGCCAGACAGGAAAGAGCAGCGUUGCGUUUUCCCAGUUACAACACGAACACUAAACCUAAAUCUAAAAAAGUAGCAAAAAUCCCGAAAAUUAAGAAAGUUGAGGCAGUUCCUGCAUUCAAAUUGAAUAAAAACCGAGGCAUAUACACAAUCACUAUGAAUUAUUAUACGAAAGAAGGACGAUUGGACAAGACAGAAGAACCGGUUGUGUUCAAGUUAGCUGAUCAUACGAAAGAAAUGGAUGGCGUGAGCUCAACUUCAAGUUUCAACGUAGAAUUCGUCACACCAGGGGCAAUCAAUUCAUUACGCCCGAAAAAACCUGUUAAAGCAAAAGUCGUUCCAACUCCUAUUCCGAUUGUUGAAGUCUUACCACCAGUUAAGUUGCCACACAAAAAGAAAGUAUAA